This is a messenger RNA of Acanthoscelides obtectus, 390 nucleotides long. Lineage: Eukaryota; Metazoa; Arthropoda; Insecta; Coleoptera; Chrysomelidae. The record is from the annotation of a GenBank genome assembly.
AUGUUUUCAAAUGCAGAUGCAAAGAAUAUCAUAGAAACCUUUGCUCAACAGGCUCAGCAAGCUAAAGAAGAAAGUGUUGACAAAUUACCCAGUCGAGCUACAAAGUUUUCCACUGGUAUACAAAUUGGUCAAAGAUCAAAUACUACAUUCUUGCCAGUACCUACAGAUGAAGGACCUUUGUAUACUUAUAAACCAAUAAUACUCUCUGUGGAUGGGCCUAAGCCUCCUACAACUGAUGAAAUACUCUCUAAAGGGUUUAUUAAUCAUGUAAGGCCAGAAACUGAGCAAGGAAGGGCUGGAGGAUUCAGAUGUAUUAUUGCAUGUUCAAGAGCUCUGCAAGAUUCAAUGUCUGGACUUUUUCAUAGCAAAAAGAGUUCAACUGUUCAUUAG